UCAGCUAUCUCCCCCAGUCGAAGAAGUACAGGAGAAAGGACUCAGAGUCUCCUCCAGAACUUUCAGAGAAGGUCAAGGAGCAGCUGGCCGAGGCCGAACUCUGUAAGCUCAGGCAGCAGUUCCGGAAGAUGGUGGACAGCCGGAAGUCCUUCAACUUCCUCAGCCAGCGGAAGAUUGCCAGCCAAUGCAAGGAAAUCCAGACUCUGAAAGCAGAGCAAGAAGAGAUCACCCUGCUUCUGAAUCUCAUGAGGUCCCCCAAGAACCUGGAUCUGAAUCAGAAAAACUACCUGGAGCUGCGCUUCCUGUUGCAGGCCAAGGAGGACUACGAGGCGCUGAUCAAGUCCAUGCGGGCGCUGCUGGCCGAGAUGGAUGACAAGAUUAUUCAAAUGGAAAAAAAAGUAAAAACCCAAAAACAGACCUUCAUAAAAAUGCAAGAGGCCAGUAACCCCCGGAAACUGCAAAAACAGAUUCACAGUUUGGAAACCCGUUUGAACCUGGUCACUGUGCACUUUGACAAGAUGCUGAUGACCAACGCCAAGCUCCGGAAGGAGAUUGAGGACCUGCGGUUCGAGAAGGCUACUUAUGACAACGUGUACCAGCAGCUGCAGCGGCGCCUGCUCACGCAGAAGAAGACCAUGAAUGUGGCCAUUGAGCAGUCUGCCCAGGCCUACGAGCAAAGGCUGGAGGCCAUGGCGCGCAUGGCGGCCAUGAAGGACCUCCAGCAGAAGGACAUCUCCCAGUACAACCUAGAGAUCCGCGAGCUGGAGCGGCUGUAUGCUCAUGAGACCAAGCUCAAGUCCUUCCUGCUUGUCAAGCUCAAUGACCGCAGCGAAUUUGAGGAGCAGGCCAAAAGGGAGGAAGCUUCCAAGGCAAAGAAGCACGGGAAGAAGAGCAAGGGCACGAGCUUCGAGAGCUACGAGGUGGCCCACCUGCGACUGCUGAAGCUGGUGGCAAACGGGAACCUGAACCACCUCAUCGAGGACUUCCUGGCCAAGGAGGAGAAGAACUUUGCCCGCUUCACCUACGUCGCGGAGCUCAACGAUGACAUGGAGAUGAUGCAGAAGAAGGCGCAGAGGAUCCAGGACGAGAUCGCCCUCCUGCGGUCGCAGCAGAAAUCGUCCCGCGAGGACAGCCGCUCUGUGCUGAGGCAGCUGGAGGAGAAACUGAGGAAGAUCUCAGAGGAGGCCAGCGAGUAUGAGAACAGAUCCGGGGAGAUGGGCAAGACCCUGGAGCGCCUCAAGAACGCGGUUGGGAGCCUGUUUCAAAAGAUCAACUGCGAUGCCAGCAGAAUCCUGGUGCACCUGGGGGAGACAGGGAAGAUCACCGAUGCCAACCUGCCUCAGUACUUCGCCACCAUUGAGAAGCGGACCAACGACCUGCUGCUGCUGGAGGCACAGCGGCGUGUGCAGGAGGCUGAGGGCGCCGAGGCUGAGGCCCCACAGCCCUUCGUCAACCCCUUCUGGGGCGGCUCUGCACUCCUCAGGCCCCCUGAGUCCAUCAAGGUCGUGCCCCCCACCUUCGGGCCCGACCCCUUCAACAACAGGCUGGAGGAUGUCGAUCACCCCCUGGAGCACAGCGAUCUGCGGCAGCUGGUGCUGGAUGCCUACUUCGCCAGGGAGGCUCGGAGCAGGGACCUGCUUGCCGACGGCCUCUCCGAGAGGGGCGACGAGCUGAGGCCCAGGAAGAAGCUGACACUCUGAGUCCCACGGCCGCAUGUGUACCGGAACCCAAGAGAAUAGAUGUUUUGUACUGUAACCUCUGGGCCCUUGAGCGCCGACCUGGGCGCGGAGGCUGGGGUUGUGGCAGCCUCAGACUGGAGGCAUAGGUGGGUCAGCGCUGGGAGGGUGACUAGCCUGGGCCACCCUUGCUGAACCACAGGGAGGGGCAACGUGUGGAGAAAGUGUGGAGGCUGCACUGCACCCCAAGUAUCGUUUGUUUUGGGGAUGCUAGGGAUUGGACUCAUGGCUUUUGCACUGAGCUGCAACCCCAAGACCU
Molecule: messenger RNA, 1995 nt
Organism: Fukomys damarensis (Damara mole-rat)
Lineage: Eukaryota; Metazoa; Chordata; Mammalia; Rodentia; Bathyergidae
Gene: Ccdc63
Product: coiled-coil domain containing 63
Exons: 10
Coding region: 129-1700 (523 amino acids)
Biological process (GO): outer dynein arm assembly; cilium movement
Cellular component (GO): axoneme
Source: RefSeq, a predicted model, not a curated record